AUCAGCCAGGGCGAUCGAUAGCUUCUCUGGGGAAUCCAGGUUCAUUUUUCUUUUGGAGACAGUGUAUUACAGGUCACAGCCCUGUGGCCUUUGUUUCAGCUAUAAAUGCAAUGUAGAAGAAACAUUCACAGGCUCUAGGAGAGGCACCUGCUGCUAGACGACUGGCUAAAACUCCUCACUUGGAAUCAAAUGUCACCUUUUCCCCUCAAUUUGUGUCAUCUCGGCUGAAGCGACAACCAUCUCACUUCAUUUCCACACAUUUUAUAUUUGAUUGCAGCAGCUCUUAUUCUCAUUUUCUGUUGAUGUGUUGUCUCAGUAUCGGGUGAUGAUCUUGCACAUUUAGUUGCCGUAUAAAUCACAGUGGUCUACAAAACCUGAUGAUCAAUAAAUUAUUUAUCAAGCAAAGACAUCAAACAUGAUCUUUUCCAGUUUCUCAAACAUGGUGAUUUGUUUUAUAUUGUUGUAUAUGAUAUAAAUAUUAGGCUUUGCACAGUCGAUUGGACCAAAGAACCGAAAGAUGUCACUAUGGGCUCUGAGAACUAUUGAUGGGCAUAUUUGAUCGUUUUCUUUACUUUUCAUAGAGCAAACAAAUCUAUUGACAGAAAAAAAGGAGAUUUUCUGAUCAUGAACACAGCAGAUAGCCCCAAUUCAUAAAUCAUUCUUUCAUCAGCUAAAACGGACGGAAGAAACCAGAAUAAUAUAUGAAUAAAGAACAGGAUAGCAUAGUGUGGAUGCAUCCACACAAUGAAGAGGGGCCGUAAUUUCCCAGAAGCAACAGGUCUGUGCCAACACGGCCCAACUGCGCCCUCCAGUGGACACAUUGAGUCAUCCUGUCAUCGCUCAGCACUGUCCAGACUUUUCGCUCUCGGCUUUGUUGUGUGGAGUAAAACCAGUCUACUUGUCAAGAUGUUUCCAACUGUAAAAUGUUAUGUGAAUUAAACUCUUCCGAAACGAAAUGCGGUCGCAUUUCUGAAGCAGCCCUCUCCUCAGCGAAGACGCACUGGGGCAGUGCGCUGGUCUGAGCAGCGCCGGAGGAAGCGACGCGUGGAGAAGAAGAGUUCACCAAACUUAGAACGAAAGGAUUUGGAAUUUGUUUGUUCGCUUUGAAAAGGGUUGGCACCCAUUUUUCACCGAUCUUCAAGGUCACCCCCAUAGUGCCAGUUUGGUCUGGUCUGAGAGCAGCUGCAGGGCCGCCUUAGUGGCCCACGCCUCAUUACUGCAGUAUGGGCAACUUUACCAGUAAGGACACCCACGGACCCACAGGAGCCCAUCGGGAAAGUGUCCACAGUUCCCCUGCUUCUCCACAGAGUGAUGGACCUGCUUACAUGUCCAGUGCCCCUCAUCUCAUUCACCCUACCUCACCUCAACCUUCCCAUGCUGCCCCUGUUUCAUCCACACCCCCAGCCCCUGUCAUCACAUCCACUAGGAAGAAAUCACAGGCCACCACUUCCAGUCCUUCCUCUGAUUGGAGCCCUCAUCCACCAGUCAGCACAGGCAGCUCGACCAUUGGUCCCGAAGUUGGCCUGGUGCACAACAAACCAGGAACUACUGUGGUUAUAGGACAAGCUUCUUUGGGGAUUAGUCCUCCUACCCCUACCCCAAACAUUCCAGCCUCCCAGGCUGUCAACCUGGCAAAAUGCCCCUCUUCUCUGUGUAGCGCAUCACCUGUGGAGGGUGGCUCUUCCGGACAGAGCUGGAAAGGGAGGGACAAUGGUCUGAAUCGGUCUUUACUGCCGGGUCAUGAAGCUGGGGACAGCCAUGGUGAGGAACUGGAGAAAGUGCUGGGGGAGUGCAGGGCGCUACUGGGUAUCACUGCCAGUCAGGAUGGGGCUGUGAUCACAACAGAGAUACUGAAGCAUCUACAGACUGAAGUGAAGAACCUGAAGAGUACCUUGCAGACAGAGCGUGGGGAGUGGCUGCAGUUCCAGGCUGACCUUCAGGUGGCGGUGUCAGUGGCAGACCGCCUGAGAGCUGAGGCUGAAGAGGAGCUGGCGGCGCUCCGAACGGCUCAUAAAAAUAUCGAGAGGGAGCUGGCUCUCACCCAGCAAAAACAGAAAGAGGUUGAUGUGCAACUGGUCACCUUGAGAGGAGAGUUGGAGGAGAGCAGGCAGAGACUGGCUACUUUCACUCAGGCACAAGGCAAAUAUGAUGCCCAGUGUCAGGAACCAGAGAGGCCCAAUGGACACCCAGCCAACAACACAGACAGCACAGAGGUGACCCAGAGGGACAGGGAGAGAGCGGCGUGCAGGUUGGGACAAGAAGGGAUGGAUAGUAGGAUUCCUGAUGAAGUGACGAAGAAUGUUGUCGGUGAGGAGCCCAGAAGAGACUCCAAGGGUGUGACAAAACGCUACCUGAGAAAUGUGACCAAUGAGGAUAGGGGUGAAGAGGAGUUACGAUCUGGUGAAAUACCAAGGACGGUAACUGAGAGGUCAAGAAGCCUAUCCAGAUUACCUGCGUCCUCAGACUCCACCAGCAUGCAGAAUGGAACCUCCCAGUCCAGUUCUGCCAUAACGGUUGGACCCACAAACAAAACCUUGGCACAACUAAGAGGCCGAAGAAGUUUGGAUCGGCAAGAUGGCAGGUCAAGCACUGAUACAGGGAAACGUGAAGAGUCUCUAAAUAAGUACAACUCUGCCCUUACCGAGUUGCCUCACACGAAGUCACAGGAUGGUUUCAACAUGCUGCUGCGUCGCCAUGGAGGCUCCAAGAGAAACUCGCUGCUCCGCUGGUGUCAGAGUCGCACCCACGGCUACAAGAACAUUGACAUCACCAACUUCAGCAGCAGCUGGGCGGAUGGUCUUGCGUUCUGUGCGGUCUACCACACCUACCUCCCCUCACACAUCCCUUACAGCACUCUUAAUCCUGAUAACAAGACGGAGAAUCUCAGUCUGGCAUUCAAAACAGGAGAGACUGUUGGGAUUGCACAAACCCUGACAGUAGAGGAGAUGCUGAGAGCAGGCGGCCCCGACUGGCAACGGGUUCUGAGCUACGUGGAGAGCGUGUAUCGUCACUUUGAGAUGUGACCGACGUAGGUACAAACAGACAAUCCCACAGUGGAUCCUUAAAGAGCCAUCAGAGGAAACACUUACUGUAAAGUUGUUUAUAGUCAUGGCUGCCCAAAACCUACUGUGCGCUUUGUUUUUGUCUGGUGUCUGGAAACUGCAAACGCUGAUGUUUUUCUGUUGCAGCUAAUUAUAUCCAAAGGUUUGUAACUUGUUGGCAUUAAAAUAACAAUUUGCUUGAUGCUUAGUGCAAGAUAUCUUGUGUAAGUGCAAUACCAAGCCCCACUUGGAGCCACAGGGGCGUUUUCAGAUCAUUCCCAUCAGUCAGUCGC
Messenger RNA from Monopterus albus (swamp eel), 3334 nucleotides. RefSeq names its product cytospin-A-like. The record is from RefSeq and is a predicted model, not a curated record. NCBI's taxonomy places the organism in Eukaryota, Metazoa, Chordata, Actinopteri, Synbranchiformes, Synbranchidae. Gene Ontology annotation, molecular function: protein binding. The transcript has 12 exons. The coding region runs from base 1224 to 3023 and encodes 599 amino acids.